AUACCAAGAGCUGACACACCGCUUCAUCAAGAAAUUGGUCCUAUUCUACCUGACAUCUUUCCGGGUUUAACACCAGAUCUCGAGUCAUUUCUUGCUACUCAUCCUCGAACAUUGUACUUUGCACUUGGGACUAAUGUAUUAAUACCUCCUCAAAGUGUUAUUACCCUUUCAAAAUCUUUUCUUGAAUUAAUUAAACAAGAUGUUAUUGAUGGUGUGAUAUGGUCUACUGGAAGAACGGAUGUCACGGAUUCUUUUCAAUUAGCUAAUUCUAGCUCACAGAUAUUUGAUAUAUUAAAUAAUGAACAUCCUCACAUUCAUGUCAGUAAAUUUUCUCCUCAAUUCGCUAUAUUAUCUCAUGAAAAUACCAAAGUAUUUUUAAGUCAUGGUGGUGCGGCUAGUAAUUAUGAAUCUAUGUAUACUGCAACUCCAAUUCUCGUACUUCCUAUAAUGGGUGAUCAACCUAGAAAUUCUGAAAAAUUAGAAUUGGCUGGUAUAGCUUUAAGAAUUUCAAAGAUGAAUUUAAAAGUUGAUGAUAUAGUAUUAAAAAUCAAAAGAUUAUUAAAUGAAGAAAGUUUUAAAAAGAAUGCUGAAAGAUUACAAUUUUUGGCUAAAGUUAAUA
Messenger RNA from Racocetra persica, 619 nucleotides. The record is from the annotation of a GenBank genome assembly. Lineage: Eukaryota; Fungi; Glomeromycota; Glomeromycetes; Diversisporales; Gigasporaceae.